Messenger RNA from Balaenoptera musculus (blue whale), 1742 nucleotides. RefSeq names its product U2 small nuclear ribonucleoprotein auxiliary factor 35 kDa subunit-related protein 2-like. The record is from RefSeq and is a predicted model, not a curated record. Gene Ontology annotation, biological process: mRNA splicing, via spliceosome. Lineage: Eukaryota; Metazoa; Chordata; Mammalia; Artiodactyla; Balaenopteridae. Gene Ontology annotation, molecular function: pre-mRNA 3'-splice site binding; metal ion binding. The transcript has 9 exons. Bases 245 to 1528 code for a protein of 427 amino acids. Gene Ontology annotation, cellular component: spliceosomal complex; U2AF complex.
UGUGCAGGCUGAGCCAAGCAAGCUGGAGCGCUCCCGGUACUGUCAGUGGCGUCGGUGGGUUCAGAAAGGCGAGGAGGAUAUGCUGCCGGAAUCGAAGAGACUUACUGGCUGAGCGUAGAAAGGCGAGACAGUUUUGUAAUCAAAAUAUGAAAAGCAAGAUUUCAUUCCCGAGUACCAGAGCGACUUUCUUGCUCUGGACGCAGAGGAGAGGGGAGCUAAGGCAGCGCUGCGCUAGGGACCACUGAUGCUGCUGUAUGUUUUGAUAUUCCAGCCACAAGAAAUACAGAGCCGCCCUAAAGAAGGAAAAACGAAAGAAACGUCGCCGGGAACUCGCUCGACUGAGAGACUCAGGCAAAACUUACAUGAGGAGUGGUUGUUGAGGGAGCAGAAAGCGCAAGAGGAUUUCAGAAUAAAGAAGCAAAAGGAAGAGGCAGCUAGAAAACAGCAGGAAGAACAAGAGAGAAAGUUGAGGGAAGAAUGGGAAGAACAUCAGAGAAGAGAGAGAGAAGAGGAGGAGCAGAAACUACAGGAGAAAAGAGAAAAAGAGGAAUCUGUGCAGAAGAUGCUGGAACAGGCUGAAAAUGAGUUGGAAAGUGAUGCCACAUGGCAAAAUUCAGAACCACCCACAGACUUAAGAAUAAUGGAGAAAGAUCGAGCUAAUUGUCCAUUCUACAGUAAAACGGGAGCCUGCAGAUUUGGAGAUAGGUGUUCACGUAAACACAAUUUCCCGGCAUCAAGUCCCACCCUUCUUAUUAAAAGCAUGUUUACGACGUUUGGGAUGGAGCAGUGCAGAUGGGACGACUAUGACCCUGACGCAAGCCUGGAGUACAGCGAAGAGGAAACCUACCAGCAGUUCCUGGACUUCUAUGACAGCGUGCUCCCCGAGUUCAAGAACGUGGGGAAAGUGGUCCAGUUCAAGGUCAGCUGCAACUUGGAACCUCAUCUGAGAGGCAAUGUGUAUGUUCAAUAUCAAUCGGAAGAAGAAUGUCAGGCAGCCCUUUCUCUGUUUAAUGGACGAUGGUAUGCUGGACGACAGCUUCAGUGUGAAUUCUGCCCAGUGACCCGAUGGAAAAUGGCAAUUUGUGGUUUAUUUGAAAUACAGCAGUGUCCAAGAGGGAAACACUGCAACUUUCUUCACGUGUUCAGAAAUCCCAACAAUGAAUUUUGGGAAGCGAAUCGAGACAUGUACCUGUCUCCGGAUCGGACUGGCUCCUGCUUCAGUAAGAACUCAGAGAGGAGGGAGCGGCGGGGCCGCCACGACGACUACUACAGUAGGCCACGGAGGAGGAGGAACCCCGGGCCGGCCCACUCCUACAACAGGAACGGGGAGGCCGAGAGGAAGAGGAGGAGGAGGAGCCACGGGGGCAAGAAAUCUCACAAGCACACGUCCAAAAGCCGGGAGAGGCACAGUUCCCGAAGCAGAGGAAGGAAAAGGGGCCGCAGCCGUGGCCGGGGCAGCCGCAGCCGCAGCUGGAGCUCCUCCAGGUCCAGGAGCUACGGCAGGAGGGGGUCGGGGAGCCGAGACUGAACUCUGCAGAGUCCCAAAUCCAAAUAAACUUACCAUGUGCUUCAGUAAUUGUACACCCUUUAAUAUGGCAGCUGUGUAGUUGGAUAGAGGGCUCUCAGCUCACGUGGGUUAGCAAGUCUGGCAAAAGCCUACUUAGAUGAAACCUAUUCAUGAAGACAUAUAAACAUGAAAGACAUAUAAACAUGAAAGUUACUUAUAAUCCUAACCCUUAGAG